This is a messenger RNA of Acanthoscelides obtectus, 963 nucleotides long. Lineage: Eukaryota; Metazoa; Arthropoda; Insecta; Coleoptera; Chrysomelidae. The record is from the annotation of a GenBank genome assembly.
ACCUUAUUUGCAAAAUCGCCACUCUAGAAAUGCACCAAGAUUUAGCCCGCUUUUAUGCACGCGUUUUUUGUCGCCUGUCGCGUGGCGACAAAAAACGCGGCGUUUAUAGAUGAAACAAAAUGGAACUUUUGUCUAACGUUGUUUGUGGCGUGUCGCUUUCAGAUAGAUCAGUGGCCAUCGUAUCGUCUAAACAAGGAAGUGUGGUGCAUUGAUAAAUAAUGGAUCCGUGUGUUGUAUACUUGGCAUACAAAUAUAUAAUCAAAAAGAGACGCAAGAGACGUUGGAGCGUUCACCCAAUAAAUAGUGCAAGAAAUCUCAGAGGCACAUAUUAUACACUACACAAAGAACUAAGACGAGACAAUGACAAAUUCUUUAAUUAUUACCGUAUGUCGAUAGCUUCCUUUGAUGAGCUAUGUGAAAAGUUAAAAAACACUUUCAAUAAAGAUAGGGAGCUGAUUCAAGGAUUUGCAUUCGAAGCAGAAGAAAUGUUAUCAAUGACGUUGAGGUAUUUAGGUUCAGGAUGUACCUAUACAGAGCUGCACUACAGCUACAGAUUAGGGGUCACAACGGCAAGUCUUCUAAUUCCAAGAGUUUGCGUUGCCCUAUGGCGUACAUUACAGGAAGAGUGCUUUCCUGUACCUACUGAACAACGUUGGCGCCAAAUUGCCCAAGAUUUUGCAGAACGUACCAAUUUUCCUAACUGCAUUGGCUCUAUUGAUGGUAAACAUUGCAGGAUAAUCGCGCCUGCACAUAGCCGAUCACUGAAUUAUAAUUACAAGAACUUUUUUCCAUUGUUCUAUUAGCUAUUGCCGACAGCAGCUGUUGUUUUAUAUACAUCGAUGUCGGGUCCUAUGGUAAGGAAUCGGACUCCAUGGUGUUUAGACAAUGCUCCUUGUUUAGAAAAUUGGAAGAAGAUACCUUACAUAUCCCAAAACCUGAGAAAGUAGCAGAAACAACACUGCC